CCAGGGGGUGGGACGAACGAACUUCUCCAGUAUCGGAGAGCGUACUGAUAGCCUCUUCAUAAAGCAUCCUCUGUCGAGAAGCAAUAGAUUUUUCUUUAUUAUCGCAAUUACUUGAAUUAUUAUUAUUUUUAAAAGAAAAGCACUCCCGACGCUUAAGACGCUAGAUGAAUUCAACGGGGAAACGUACUUUGCUCCUUCUUUUUGUGGCGCUUAUAACGCAAGACUGCUUCUCCUCUAAAGGGGAGGACCGGCUCUUCCGGCGGCUCUUCCGCAGGUAUAACCAGUUCAUUCGGCCGGUGGAGAACGUGUCCGACCCGGUGACCGUGGAGUUCGAGGUCUCCAUUUCCCAGCUGGUCAAAGUGGAUGAAGUCAACCAGAUCAUGGAGACCAACCUCUGGCUUCGACACGUCUGGAAUGACUACAAGCUGCGGUGGGCUCCCGUUGAAUUUGAUGGAAUCGAGCACAUUCGCGUCCCGUCCAAUAAGAUAUGGCGGCCGGACAUCGUGCUUUAUAACAAUGCUGUGGGGGAUUUUUUGGUGGAAGACAAAACCAAAGCCCUGUUGAAGUUUGACGGGACGGUGACGUGGGUCCCCCCGGCCAUCUUUAAGAGCUCCUGCCCCAUGGACAUCACCUACUUCCCCUUCGACUACCAGAACUGCUCCAUGAAGUUCGGCUCCUGGACCUACGACAAGGCCAAGAUCGACCUGGUGCUGAUCGGGUCGAAGGUCAACCUGAAGGACUUCUGGGAGAGUGGCGAGUGGGAGAUCAUCGAUGCUCCGGGGUACAAGCACGACAUCAAGUACAACUGCUGCGAGGAGAUCUACCCCGACAUCACCUACUCCUUCUACAUCCGCCGCCUCCCGCUCUUCUACACCAUCAACCUGAUCAUCCCCUGCCUGCUCAUCUCCUUCCUGACCGUGCUGGUCUUCUAUCUGCCCUCCGACUGCGGCGAGAAGGUCACACUCUGCAUCUCCGUCCUGCUCUCGCUCACCGUCUUCCUGCUGGUCAUCACCGAGACCAUCCCCUCCACCUCGCUGGUCAUCCCGCUCAUCGGCGAGUACCUGCUCUUCACCAUGAUCUUCGUCACGCUGUCCAUCGUCAUCACGGUCUUCGUGCUGAACGUGCACUACCGCACGCCCAUGACGCACACCAUGCCGGGGUGGGUGCGCUCCGUCUUCCUCCGCGUUCUGCCGCGGAUCAUGCUGAUGCGCCGGCCGCUCGACCAGCAGGAGGCGCUCAAGGGCGGGGCCGGGAAGAGGAGGAGGAACAGCGUCUCCCAGCAGGGGGCGCUGGAGUACGGCGACAGCAAGAUGUCCCUGGAGCACAAGAAGUGCCUGUGUCAGCACGGCAAGGAGGCACCCGAACCCCCCGACCCCAAACAGGCCCGGCAGCUGAACCCCCAGUCCAUCAGCACCGUGGUGGCCUUCUCUGUGGUGUCCCCCGAAAUCAAGCAGGCCAUCGAGAGCGUCAAGUACAUCGCCGAGAACAUGCGCAGCCGCAACAAGGCCAAAGAGGUGGAAGACGACUGGAAGUAUGUGGCGAUGGUGAUUGACAGGAUCUUCCUCUGGGUUUUUGUGCUGGUCUGUGUGCUUGGAACACUGGGCCUUUUCUUCCAGCCUCUCAUUGGCUUCUUAUCAUAGUCCCGCCUCCAACCCUCCCGGCUGUGCACACACCCACCCCCCCCCCACACACACACACACACACACACACACACUCACACACACACCCAAACACACACAUACACACACACACACUCACACACACACACCCAAACACACACAUACACACACACACUCACACUCACACACACACACACACGCUCACACGCACACACACUCACACACGCACCUAUACGUGUCUCCAGGUUCAGUGCAGCCGUAUGUGCUGUGUGCUGGUAUAGAAUGGUCCCUGUGGCCGUGUUCCUGGGGAUCACUGGGGAUCACUGGGAGAUCACUGGGAGAUCACUGGGAGAUCACUGGGGAUCACUGAGAGAUCACUGGGAGAUCAUUUAUGCUGCUGAAGGCUGGUUUGAAGUAGGCCAAACUGUGGAAGGGUCUCCAAACAAAUAUUUGCCUUUCCAGCUGGAUGAAAUUAAUCCAACAGGGGGUCCUAUUCAUUAUUUGAAACUAUUAAUAUGUAAAUGAAGUGUUUUCAGAUGAAGGGUGCCAAACAUUAAUGAUGUGAGUCUCUGUAAUAUAAAGCAUGUGGAUAGUGCAUGAAGGAUUUCCGAGUCAGAUCUCCAGGAUUCUGAUUUCUGUUUCUGUGCAGUAGGCCUAUGUGAUCGGAGAGACAGGAUUAGAGCUCAGUGUUUUGUAUUUUCUGACUGUUUUUCCUUCUUGUUAAGCAGUUGUAAAAGGCUUAUAUUUCUAUUUUGAUCAGCACAUACCAACUUCACACUUUGCGAUUAAAAUUAGUGAUGCAAUUAAAAAUUCUGCUGGGUUUGAGCCACGGAUGUUUUCCUCUGUCAUUUAUGUGAUAUAAAUAUCAUCUUUCUUCAGAAUAA
Anguilla rostrata (American eel) is the source of this 2503-nucleotide messenger RNA. RefSeq names its product cholinergic receptor, nicotinic, alpha 6 (gene chrna6). Lineage: Eukaryota; Metazoa; Chordata; Actinopteri; Anguilliformes; Anguillidae. Bases 165 to 1640 code for a protein of 491 amino acids. The transcript has 6 exons. Gene Ontology annotation, cellular component: neuron projection; synapse; plasma membrane. Gene Ontology annotation, molecular function: transmembrane signaling receptor activity; acetylcholine-gated monoatomic cation-selective channel activity. Gene Ontology annotation, biological process: signal transduction; chemical synaptic transmission; nervous system process. The record is from RefSeq and is a predicted model, not a curated record.